AAUCACAUAGCCUUUAUAGGACCCUCUCUCUUUCUCUACAGUACUCUUCUUAUUCCUUAAGUCUUGCAAUAUUGAGACCUUUUAACUGUAAAACAGUGGUCUAUCCCUCUAUACAUAGGACACAGCCUUUAUCACUAAUAUAUCAGCAACAUAUUAUUCUUCUUGCAUAAUAUUAGACCCCCUCAAUUCUCAUCAACCCAGAAGGAGUUCUCUCUCUCUGAAAUCUCAAGCAAUUUCUCACCCUCAGAGGCACCGGUACCACCAAACCUAAUCCACGUCUCAAACAUGGAAACCCCAAACGCACAGAACCAACAACUAGUGCAAGAUCAUCACCAAGAACACCCUCAAGCUCAAAACCCUAAUCUUCCAUUAGAUCUAAGCCUCUCAAACAAGGAAUCCAAUCACGGGGCGAAGCUGGAACUCAACCUCAUCAACUGUUUUGAUUCAAACAACACAUCAGGAAACUCUUCAUCAGAGACUUCCAGUCCCAAAGGUACUACCACUACUGAUUUCGAGCCAAGGGUUUUCUCCUGCAAUUAUUGCCAGAGAAAAUUUUACAGUUCACAAGCGCUCGGAGGGCACCAAAAUGCUCAUAAGAGAGAGAGAACACUUGCCAAAAAAGGGCUCAAGGGUAAUUGUGCUGCAGCAGAAGCAGAUGCCUUUGAUAGGCUGCCAAGUUUACUCUCCACAUACAGAUUCUCCAGCAUGGCAUCUCUCCCUUUGCAUGGGUCCUUCAAUAAUAGGUCACUUGGCAUACAAGUGCAUUCCACAAUUCACAAGCCUUGUUACCAAACAAACACCAUUGGAGGACAUAAUGGUAAUAGUGGGUGGCUGAGACGACCUAUUGAUCAACAACCUGCGAUCGGGCGGCUUGUUCCACCUAACAAUGUUUUUCAUGUGCAGGGUGGCGGCAUAGGAUCCUCCUCCUCCUCAUCGAGUGGCGGUGUUGGAAGGUUUUCCUAUAGUACUAAUGUUCGGAAGUUUUCUCCAGAGACGGAAGGAAUUGGAGGAUUAUGGUGGAGUAAUAGUAGUAUUGGCCAUUUUAAUACUAAGCAAGAUGACUUGCAGAAGCUUGACUUGUCCCUCAAGCUCUAAGGCACUUUCCCAGUUCACUUUUUCUUUUCUUUUCUUUUUUUUAUCCAAAUUUUAAACACAUCCAUGUUAACUGUUCAAUUUCAGGUUUCCUCUAUCUUUGGUUUUCAUGUAUGAGUGGCAACUUUUGUACAUUCCUUUUAGCUAAAGUUGACAUUUUCAGAGAAGUUUGUUUUUAAAUUUUUGGCUUUGAAUGUAAAUCCCAAUCCCAAAUGUUGUGACACUUUUUUUUUUUUAAUAAUUCAACGGUUAUGAUCCAUGUAACAUUUGAUCUCACGAUCUAUAA
Messenger RNA from Malus domestica (apple), 1378 nucleotides. Its product is annotated as zinc finger protein 1. Gene Ontology annotation, biological process: negative regulation of abscisic acid-activated signaling pathway. The record is from RefSeq and is a predicted model, not a curated record. Lineage: Eukaryota; Viridiplantae; Streptophyta; Magnoliopsida; Rosales; Rosaceae.